AUGUCUCGCAUCCGCCCCGAGGAGGGCUGGGUGGGUAUUGCUUCGGUGGUUUGGGUGACGCUUAUUUCUCUCUAUCAAGUCGUGCAGAAUCGGGUGGUUGUGUGGGGGAAGAGGAAGGAGGAGGAACGUCUGAUGGGUCAGACUAUUCUGUUGGCUGUUAUGGCAGUCGCUGCCGUGUUGUUCACAGCUACGCUUAUCCUACGCGCUUUUAAUGCUGGGUUGGAGCCUCGCGGUGAAAGGUAUUUGGUGAACGGGGACUCAUACCAGGUUCAUCUCACUUGUGUGGGGAAUAAGAGUGAGAACUCCAAUUCUCCGACGAUUCUUCUCGAGGGCGGUCAUAGCCCUGUCGAGCACACCCUGCAGCCUUUUAUCGACGAUGUGUCUAUAAUAGGGGAUCGAUCAGCUGAUACUACUAUUGGGAUUGGUCAGGACUCGGGUGGUCUGAUAACGCUCCCUCGCCUUAUUCCGUGGGGAUGUCGGCAGAUAUACUUACAGAGGCUUUGGCUCUUUCGCAACCUUCUAGAAGCCCGCGGCAUUUUUAUGAUUGACCCGCUUUACGAGGAAUAUCUAGGCGACCUCGGCCGCCCUGGUCGCGGCUUCUUGCUUUGGCUCCGUGGUAUCGUCGGGAUCCACGGAUUGAUCUAA
Molecule: messenger RNA, 645 nt
Organism: Penicillium coprophilum
Lineage: Eukaryota; Fungi; Ascomycota; Eurotiomycetes; Eurotiales; Aspergillaceae
Exons: 3
Coding region: 1-645 (214 amino acids)
Source: RefSeq, a predicted model, not a curated record